Molecule: messenger RNA, 1860 nt
Organism: Phragmites australis (common reed)
Lineage: Eukaryota; Viridiplantae; Streptophyta; Magnoliopsida; Poales; Poaceae
Product: FAD synthetase, chloroplastic-like
Exons: 5
Coding region: 249-1349 (366 amino acids)
Biological process (GO): riboflavin biosynthetic process; C-terminal protein methylation
Cellular component (GO): endoplasmic reticulum
Molecular function (GO): protein C-terminal S-isoprenylcysteine carboxyl O-methyltransferase activity; FMN adenylyltransferase activity
Source: RefSeq, a predicted model, not a curated record
CCGUGGCCAAAAACGCCGUGGGCCGUGAGUCCGUGGCCUGUGCCUGUGCGUUGGAACCAGCUCGCGCCUCGCACACCCCCGUUCCGACCCGAGACGGCGAGACGGAAUGUGCGAAUCGCACCUCAUCUAACGGGCGGCGGCCGGAGAGGCAGGCAGGCAGCCAGCCAGCCGGCAAGCGGAGAAGACGACGUGGCCAGCCAACCUCCCCGCAAAAGAAUCAGGGGGACCGCGCGCCCGCGCGUGGUGGGAUGGAGAGGGGCGCCGCCGCCGCCGCCGCCGCGGUGCUCGGCUGCGCCCUCCGCUCCCCUUCUCCCUCGCCGUCCCGGGCGCCCCAGUGGCGGCCUCUCCUCCGCUCCCGCCGCGGCCCGCCCGGGGCUCCUCUCUCCCUCUUGCCGCCCGCGCGGCGCUUCAGUCAAAAUUUUAGGCUUCUAGACAUGAAGACCUUCAGUUCAUCUGGGCAUCCCGGGGUCAGUCUGAACAAUGAUUUAGUCAACGAUAAGCUCCUAAUAGAUUGCGGAGAAGAUCAAGAUUGUGUGCUCGGUGGCAUAGUUGCCCUGGGAAAGUUUGAUGCCCUUCACAUUGGCCAUCGGGAGUUGGCAAUGCAUGCUUCUAAAGCAGGAACUCCUUUUCUUCUUUCUUUUGUGGGAAUGGCUGAAGUACUUGGCUGGACAUAUAGGCCUCCUAUAGUUGCUCAAUGUGAUCGGAAGCGAGUCCUUUCCUCUUGGGCUCCAUACUGUAGGAAUGUGGCGCCUCUUGAAUAUCAAGUUGAGUUUUCAAAGGUCAGGUACCUGACUCCACGGCAAUUUGUUGAGAGGUUAUCAAAGGAUCUUAGAAUAAAAGGUGUGGUAGCAGGUGAAAACUACAGAUUUGGCUACAAAGCAUCUGGUGAUGCAGCUGAGUUAGUGAAGCUAUGUGAGGAAUUUGGCUUAAGUGCGUUCAUAGUACGGUCUGUCAUGGACACAGCAAAAAGAUCUCAUAAUGGAGUAGCAGCCACCAUAAAUUCAAGUGAUAAAGGACAGGUUUCAUCCAGUCGUGUUCGCCAUGCUUUGGCUAUGGGUGACAUGGAAUACGUCUCUGAUUUGCUAGGGAGGAAACAUCGCCUUGUGCUAACAGUUAACGAAGACUGCCUUCAUGAAGGGAAAAAGAUCAUAUUCCCUAGCUCGUGCACUUUGAACAUGCCACCAGCUGAAGGUUUGUACGAAAAUUGUGACAUUGUUAAUGGAGGGUAUCUUGGACCAUGUAGGGUGAUCAUUAACUCUGACACAACAGUUGUUGAGAUGAAAGAUGAGAACAGUUUGUCACCAAAUCCUAUUCAAGAAGUUGGGCAAUUAAGCAUUGAGUUUGGAUAAUGUAUGUAAACUUUGUUCUCUAUUGGCGGGAGUCCAUUUUUUGCAUUUGCCAUCUUUCGGAGAUUGUUGCCAAAAGGAGAGGACUUUGUAGGGGGAAAUACUUCAAGGAAAAUUUCAGGACUAUGUAUUCAAGUAUGCAGUAUGCCUCAUCAUGAUUGAGCCCAAGAGCAUCUUGUAGUUUCAUGAGAAUGCUUUCUUACAGGAAAUUCGUGAUUCGUUCAAGGUUACCAUACAUACAAGGACUAGGGAGCAAAGUGGCAUUUUUUUGACCUGGAUUGGCAAUAAAUAAGUGGCCGGCUUCGGACAAGCUGUAUCUAUUGAAACUAAUGCAGGGAAGGGGCUUGUCUUGCAACUUCACAUUUGUAGCUUAUACACUGUAGUUUUUAGUUUAUACGUUGAUAGGGAGCAUAGUUGGUCAUUUGUCAACGUUGUAGCAUCUGUUGUUACUUGAAUGUUCAGCUAUUAUAAUGAGAACUUGAUUCUGACAAAACAUUUGAUAUCCUUCCAGAUU